AUGAAAUCACUGCUGGGAAUGAUCCUACCACUCCUGGUGGAAGCCAGCAUGUUGAGGAUGGCUGUAGCGACAGAGUGUUCCUCUCCUCUUGGAAUGGAAUCAAGAUCCAUUGCAGACAAUCGGCUCUCUGCUUCGUCGUCAUAUAACGAUGACUGGCGCCCGAAAAGUGCACGUCUUAACAAUAACAGAUCUUGGUCCCCAGACAACAACAAUAGGAGCGAAUGGCUACAGAUUGACCUGCUGGAGAGGAAAGUUGUAUCAGGAAUUCAAACGCAGGGAUUUCAGAGCCCUUGGUCUUUGCGACGGUACUAUGUGACAUCUUUCAAGCUUUCAUACUCUGCCGAUGCGACGACUUGGAGCAUUUUUCAGGAGAAUGGAUCAGACAAAAUCUUUGUAGGGAACAGCAACGUAUAUGACGUGAAGGAGAACGACAUUGACCCACCAAUAAGGGCACGGUUUAUCAGACUGAUGGCCGAAACAUGGUCGACCUACAUCACGAUUCGUCUGGAACUCCUGGGGUGCGAGAUACAAGGCGCCAUCAUAGGCGGUGUUGGGGUCGUCAUCCUCAUCAUAGUCAUCAUUGUCUCCAUGUUUUGUAUAUUUGACGGUAACAGCAACGCAAAUGGCAUAAAGGAGAACAACAUUGACCCACCAAUAAGGGCACGGUUUAUCAGACUGAUGGCAGAAACAUGGCGGUACGACAUCACGGUUCGUCUGGAGCUUCUGGGGUGCGAGAUACAAGGUACGAAGUUGUGGAAUGAGUUGCGAGAACUUUGGACGAUUGGCUGA
Molecule: messenger RNA, 789 nt
Organism: Branchiostoma floridae (Florida lancelet)
Lineage: Eukaryota; Metazoa; Chordata; Leptocardii; Amphioxiformes; Branchiostomatidae
Product: venom prothrombin activator oscutarin-C non-catalytic subunit-like
Exons: 5
Coding region: 1-789 (262 amino acids)
Source: RefSeq, a predicted model, not a curated record